This is a messenger RNA of Platichthys flesus (European flounder), 627 nucleotides long. Its product is annotated as protamine-like protein. The transcript is spliced from 4 exons. Gene Ontology annotation, biological process: nucleosome assembly. Gene Ontology annotation, molecular function: DNA binding. Gene Ontology annotation, cellular component: nucleosome. The coding region runs from base 1 to 627 and encodes 208 amino acids. NCBI's taxonomy places the organism in Eukaryota, Metazoa, Chordata, Actinopteri, Pleuronectiformes, Pleuronectidae. The record is from RefSeq and is a predicted model, not a curated record.
AUGAGAGCCAAGUCUCCAAGGAGGAGAGCAAAGCCUCAGAGGAAGUAUUCAGGCUUCACAGUGUCCAACAAGAUACUGGAGGCUGUUUCCGCUUCCAGAGAGCGCCACGGCAUGUCCCUUCCAGCCUUGAAGAAGGCUCUGCAGGCUGGAGGAUACAAUGUUGCGAGGAACAACGCCAGGGUCCUCCUCACCAUAAGACGCCUAGUGGCCAGCAAAGAUUUGGUUCAGAACAAGGGCCCCUCAGGCUCCCUCAAGGAGAUCCAAAUCUCAAAUAAGAUACAGAUCUCCAAAGAGAUCCAGGUCUCCAAUGAGAUCAAAAUCUCCAAUGAGAUCCGAAUCUCCAAAGAUGAGAGCCAAGUCUCCAAAGAUGGGAGCAAAGUCUCCAAUGAGAUCGAGAUCUCCAUGGAGAUCCAAAUCUCCAAUGAGAUCUUCAGUGAGACUUCGGAAUUUAAUAGAAGAGUCAUGACUCCAAAGACUAGAGCAAAGUCUCCAAGGAGAACCAAAUCUCCAAUGAGAUCCAGGUCUCCAAUGAGAUCCAGGUCUUCAAGGAGAUCCAGACGGCCCCGGACAAAGGAAACAAGAAGACGACACAACUACACAAAGUUCACUAGACGCAGGGCAAACUAA